GCAGAGGCUCCGGUCUCUUUUGCUCCCUGUGACAGCAAAGCGUCACGCUGGAAACCACAAGCUGGGACUUACCAAGUGGCCUCUGAUCUUUCUCUCUUUUUUGUACCACAUUUGCUCUCUUUUUGUCUUCUCAUUUUCCAAGGAAGAGGCAUUUUCGCUGACAGCUUCUUGGACAGCUCUGGGACAACAUUUUUCUGAGGAGGCAAGCUCUUGGCUGUAAUAUUUCAUUGCAGUCAUGGCCCCUAAGAAGAAGAAUGUGAAAAAGAACAAAGCAGAUAUCAAUGAAAUGACUAUCAUUGUGGAAGAUGGCCCCCUCAGUAAACUAAAUGGCUUGAAUGGACUCUUAGAUGGAGGAAAUGGUUUCAGCUGCAUCUCAUCUGAAGUUUCCGACCCAUCAUAUAGCCCAAAUCUCUUGGAAGGUCUAAGCAGAAUGAGACAAGAGAAUUUUCUUUGUGACUUGACUAUCAGUACCAAAACCAAAUCCUUCAGUGUUCAUAAGGUGGUGAUGGCUUCAAGCAGUGACUACUUUCACAACAUCUUAAAGAAAGAUCCAUCCACUCAAAGAGUAGACCUCAAUGAUGUAUCCCCAUUGGGUCUAGCUACUGUUAUCACCUAUGCUUACACUGGAAAACUUACUCUCUCACUUUAUACAAUAGGUAGUAUUAUUUCCACAGCAAUUUAUCUGCAGAUUCACACCCUUGUAAAGAUGUGCUGUGAUUUUCUAAUCCAAGAAAUCAGUGUUGAGAAUUGUAUGUAUGUUGCCAAUAUUGCAGAAACAUACGGACUAAAAACAACAAAGGAAGCAGCGCACAAAUUUAUUAGAGACAACUUCAUUGAAUUUUCAGAAACAGAUCAGUUCUUAAAACUUACUUUUGAUCAGAUUAAUGAACUUCUUGCAGAUGACGACUUGCAGUUGCCUUCUGAAAUUGUUGCAUUCCAGAUUGCAAUAAAAUGGCUGGAAUUUGACCAAAAAAGAGUAAAGUUUGCUGCUGAUCUCUUAGGUAACAUCCGUUUUGGUACCAUCUCAGCCCAAGACCUUGUCAAUUAUGUUCAAACUGUGCCAAGAAUGAUGCAAGAUGCAGACUGCCAUAAGCUCCUAGUGGAUGCCAUGAACUAUCAUUUGCUUCCCUAUCACCAGAAUACACUUCAGUCCAGAAGAACAAGGAUCCGUGGAGGUUUCAGAGUCUUAGUUACUGUUGGCGGACGCCCAGCUCUAACAGAAAAGUCUCUUAGCAGAGACAUCUUAUACAGAGAUCCUGAAAAUGGAUGGAAGAAGCUGAGUGAAAUGCCUGCUAAAAGUUUUAAUCAGUGUGUCACGGUGAUGGAUGGAUUUCUCUAUGUGGCCGGUGGGGAAGACCAGAAUGAUGCCAGGAACCAAGCCAAGCAUGCAGUCAGCAAUUUCUGCAGGUAUGAUCCUCGUUUCAACACCUGGAUUCACCUGGCAAAUAUGAAUCAGCGGCGCACUCACUUCAGCCUGAAUGUGUUCAAUGGCCUCCUUUUUGCAGUGGGCGGCCGCAACUCUGAGGGCUGCCUCUCCUCGGUGGAAUGCUACGUGCCUGCAACUAAUCAGUGGCAGAUGAAGGCACCCCUAGAGGUGCCCAGGUGCUGCCAUGCCAGUGCGGUGGUGGAUGGUCGGAUCCUGGUCACAGGAGGUUACAUUAAUAACGCUUACUCUCGCUCGGUGUGCACGUACGACCCCAGCAAAGAUAGCUGGCAGGAUAGGUCCAGCCUCAGCACCCCAAGGGGGUGGCACUGCGCGGUGUCCCUUCUGGAGAGGGUCUACGUCAUGGGAGGGUCUCAGCUGGGGGGGCGAGCCGAAAGGGUCGACGUUCUCCCUGUGGAAUGUUACAGUCCUUACACGGGGCAGUGGAGUUACGUGGCCCCACUUCAAACUGGAGUGAGUACGGCUGGCGCCUCCACCCUUAAUGGGAAAAUUUACUUAGUGGGUGGCUGGAAUGAAAUAGAGAAAAAAUACAAGAAGUGCAUUCAGUGCUAUAACCCGGAUCUCAACGAAUGGACAGAGGAAGAUGAGCUGCCUGAGGCCACUGUGGGCGUAUCCUGUUGUACGAUAUCCAUGCCCAACACCAAGACAAGGGAGUCCAGGGCCAGCUCAGUCUCUUCUGUCCCAGUCAGUAUUUAAAUACGGGUCUAACCAGCAACAAGUAAAAAUGUUUACCAGCACAGCAGUAUAAUUAACCCUUUAAGUAGCAUUUUAGUGCCUAGAUGGAAAAAAAGUCGUUGGCUUUGCAACAGUUUUAACAGUGCAAAUUGGCCAGUUUCCAUGGUCUUUAAUACUGGUGGUGUGAAACAGUGUAUUAGGGAUAAGAUUAAUCUUUUAGCAGGAAGAGAGAGUUAACCCAUAACUGCAGAAUUUCAUUCUCUUCCUGACUUUGCCACUGACUUACUGUACUACCUGAGGCACACAAUUUAAUUUCUUUGUGCCUUGGUUUCCGUACCUGUAAAAUAGAGAGAAACUUUCCUCAGAAGAUUGUUGUGAGGCUUUUUUAAUACUGAGUUUUACAUGCUUUCAGAGGCCAAAAUGAAAGUCAAAUAUUGCUAGUAAUAAAUCUCAACAUACAUCAGAAAUGUGCCAUGUCAUCACAAAAAUGAUCAGUUUUGUUCUUUUCUAA
Messenger RNA from Harpia harpyja (harpy eagle), 2630 nucleotides. RefSeq names its product kelch like family member 31 (gene KLHL31). The record is from RefSeq and is a predicted model, not a curated record. Gene Ontology annotation, biological process: negative regulation of protein phosphorylation. Gene Ontology annotation, molecular function: protein binding. Gene Ontology annotation, cellular component: nucleus; cytoplasm. The transcript has 3 exons. Bases 236 to 2140 code for a protein of 634 amino acids. Lineage: Eukaryota; Metazoa; Chordata; Aves; Accipitriformes; Accipitridae.